AUUCGAGAAAGGACAAUUUUCCUAGAAGUAGCAACUACUAAGAUUUACGUGAUGUUAUCGUGUCUUCAGCAUUCGAACUGGCAGACGUACUUGUAGUACUUUCUCGGAAUCGUGAAUAUUUCAUUAUCUCAGCUACCUACAUGUUGUUACCGCCACGGUUGAGAAGGCCUAUAAUUUAGUCUCGUCUUCACUCUGACGAAAACAUUGACGAUUUUCUGUUCCAGUUUACUGCGUGGCUGCGUGGAAAAUACCACAUAAAUCUGUCGAGGACCUACUUGCGUCGACGAGAUUAAAGAAAGAGACGUUGGCUUGAAUUCAAACCUGUCUGUCAUUGUAAACAACUCAAUGUUCCCUGUUUUCCGGCGUUUCAUUUGGUAUAAAGAAAGAAACUGCGAAGGAUUACAAACGAAAGAGCGAGAGGAAAGUAUUUGUUCACGAUGAGUAGUAAUGAGACACAGUCUACAGAGCAGUGUUCAUCGAACGAAACCGUUGAAAUGCUACCGAUGGAACUGGAACGAAGAAGAUGUGAGGCUGGUAACGAUGGAAACACACUGUAUUCUGAGAAUUCAAUCUCAUUUUCUGACAAGGCCACAGAACCAAGAAAUUUGAACUUAAGGAUCGAAAAUAGGAGUCUGGUCAUAGUCCAACAAUCACUCACCAAACAGCAGCAGCCUAACUGGGAGCACACUUUCCUUAAACGGGAAACAAAACAUGCCAACGGGGGUGAAGUACAAUCAGACUCUGCUCCAAAGACAAAGGGCAGCCUUCUAGACCAACACAAGCGACCAGCGGAGUUGGUAGCUUGCCAGCUUCAAACUUUUGGGGAUACGCAACAACGUUCACAGACUGAGUGGCGUGAUACUUUCAUUGCCAGUGUUGACCCACCGAUGCCUUUGAUCGAAAAACAAGGAUAUCUAAACGGACAAGAGUGCGAGAGAAUCCUGAAAAAACUUGAGUUUCUGCAGGACGAAGGAAAGUUUGCUGAACAUGAGCACCUUGUUACUGCCUGUAUUCAACGUUUUGCAGAUGGCGAAAAUCCGGACAUGGAGUUGGCCUUGAAAAUAGAGCGAGGAGUGGCCUCUUCGUACCAAAAAGAAUUCAAAAACAGCAAACCUGACUACAGAAAUAGAAAGCCGGUGAAGUUUUCCCCUCUAUUUGAAUUUCUUCAACGCAGCGAGUUUCUUCUGCAAAAUCACGAUUCCCCAGAAGACUGGGCCGAGCUGUAUUACAACUAUGGAUCCGUUUGGUUGAAGUAUAUGAGCAUUAUCCCUGAUGACCUGAGAAAUGCACAGGCGCGAGAGACCGCCCGGGAUAAAGCAAAAUAUUAUUAUGAGCAAGCUGUCUCUUUCUGCCGAAGGGAUAAACGACCGAGAGUUCAGAUAAAAAAACAAACCUAUUGUCAUCUCAAGUUAGCAGCACUGCUGUUAGACUGCAGUUCAACUGCCGCGCGCACCCAAGAAAAAGAAGUUGCACCCAGUGAUAUCAAGAAAGCCAAAGAACACCUUGAUUUUGUUCAGUAUAGACUUGGUGAGAGUGUACCCACAGGAACACAGGUACAGCUCUUAAAAACUCGAUCUGAUCAAUUCUAUCGUCAGAGAUUAUACCAACUGGCCAAAGAAACGGCCGAGGAGGCUUUUCAGCUCGCUUCCUCGAAUAGAUUUAACACUGAAUUAGACACUCUUCAAGAGAGGAUCCAGUUUCUUGACGUAAAGCUCGAGGUUGCGAAAGAAGUUGCUAUCAUGGAAAUAGAAGAUACCCAUACUGAAAGCUGCUAUAGCGGCACCGAGUAAAGAUCAAGAGAUUAUAAACUUUAAAAGGAUUGAAUAAGUAUCACAAUUAAAUAAAACAAGAUCGAAAGAAUAUUAUAUCUAUACUUAGUAUCUGACAUGUGGAAACACAGUAACUCUGCCUGUUUUUAUCAUUCUUUUGCCCUGUUGCGUAUAUACUUUUUUCCAUUAUUUGCUCAAUUUUAUAUGUUCGCUUGCUUUCUUUUCACUAGAAUUUAAUAAUGGUUGGUGAUAAUUCUUUCGACAAGGUACAAGAGUUCGUCUAUGAUGUGUGACAGAGAAAUUACUAUUUCAAUUUCAAUCGUGCUCAGGGUCAAGUGACAGCAACAAUGACAGUAAUAUCAUGCAUAUUUCUAUAAAUAUGAGCAAUUUUCUAUAUAUAUUUAAUCGUUAGCUAUUUCAAUUUCAAUCGUGCUCAGGGUCAAGUGACAGCAACAAUGACAGUAAUAUCAUGCAUAUUUCUAUAAAUAUGAGCACUUUUCUAUAUAUAUUUAAUUGUCAGCCAUUAUCCCACCUUACAAUAGAAAUAACCGAAAAGGCUUAACUGUGGCUUCCUCCUGUAGAUAUAACUUAGAAUUAAACCCUCUAAUUGAAAUAAUCGGAAUACUGGGUAAGAUACUUGGAAAUUUCAAUCUGCGUUAGCAUUGCAGCCAGCCGUGCAUGAUGUAAAUACGGAUGGACAUAAUUAUCUUGACUUAAGGGAUAGCCAUUUCUCUCAAUUAUGUUGCUACCCUCUGCGGGCUUCUCAAUAACUAACGUAAUGCGUGAUUAUGAUUUAAAUAUCACAGGGACUUCC
Molecule: messenger RNA, 2583 nt
Organism: Pocillopora verrucosa
Lineage: Eukaryota; Metazoa; Cnidaria; Anthozoa; Scleractinia; Pocilloporidae
Source: RefSeq, a predicted model, not a curated record